AUGCCUGAACAUGACUGGAGCGGCAGGGCGCUGGCGGUUGCUGUGCUGCUCGUCGUCGCCGCCUGCGGUGCCAUCUCGAGCUGCGACAUCUGCGGCCUUUCGAUUGCGAAGUGGCUGAUGGCGGCGAGCGACCAGCCUGACGGGGAUGUUCCAGAGGCCACUGCUGAACGAUCGUCGCCAUCGACAGCAGCGGCGACGCCGAUGCUCGAGCUUGACGACCAUCUGCAAGGUGCAGCGAAGGAGAAGGCCAACAAGUACGUGGAGGAGUUCUACCAGGUGGCCGGUCACUUGCGGUGCCCGCAGCCGCAGCGCUACACACAGGAGGAGGUGGCGCGGCACAAGACGAAAGAUGACCUGUGGAUUGUGGUGGAUGGCAACGUGCUGAACGUGAGCGCGUUUGUCCCGCACCACCCUGGCGGGGACGUGAUACUGGACGGCGUCGGCGGGGAGGACAUGGCGACGGUGUUCGCCUACUUUCACGACCCCUCGACUGUCCGACUCUUGGCGAGCUUCUGCAUUGGCCGCGUCCUGUUGCAGUGA
Messenger RNA from Leishmania mexicana MHOM/GT/2001/U1103, 540 nucleotides. RefSeq lists its product as hypothetical. The record is from RefSeq and is a predicted model, not a curated record. Gene Ontology annotation, molecular function: heme binding. The transcript has a single exon. NCBI's taxonomy places the organism in Eukaryota, Euglenozoa, Kinetoplastea, Trypanosomatida, Trypanosomatidae. The coding region runs from base 1 to 540 and encodes 179 amino acids. Gene Ontology annotation, cellular component: intracellular membrane-bounded organelle; membrane.